UGCUCAACUGUGGGGAGGGAUUCACUCCGUCAUCUGACCAACUGGCACGCCCGUCAUUUUACACAGGAGAGAGGCCGUUCACCUGCUCAGAAGGUACAUCAGCACAUUCACACUGGGCAAGGCCAUUCACCUGUACUGUGUGUGAGAAAGGAUUCAGUCAGUCUUCCCACCUGUGGACACACCAGUCAGAUCACUCUGGGCAAAGGCUGGUGAUCUGCUGAAUAUCUGGGAAAGGAUUCACUCAGUCAUCUGACCUAAUGGCACACCAGUGUGUUCACACUGGGCUGAGGCCGUUCACCUGCUCACAAUGUGGGAAGGGAUUCACUCAGUCAUCCCACCUGCACAGUCACAAGCGAGUUCACACUGGGGAGAAGCCAUUCACCUGCUCAGAAUGUGGGAAGGGAUUCACUCAGUCAUCCACACUACAGAGUCAUCAGCGAGUUCACACUGGAGAGAGGCCUUUCACCUGCUCAGAGUGUGGGAAGGGAUUCACUCGGUCAUCCCAACUACUGGCACACCAGCAAGUUCACACUGGGGAGUGGCCUUUCACCUGCUCAGAAUGUGGGAAAGGAUUCACUAAAUCAUCCAGCUUACUGGUACAUCAGCGAGUUCACACAGGGGAGAAGCCGUUCAGCUGCUCAGUGUGUGGGAAGAGAUUCACUCAGUCAUCCCACCUACUGAGUCACCAGCGAGUUCACACUGGGGAGAGGCCGUUCACCUGCUCAGACUGUGGUAAGAGAUUCACUCAGUCUUCCACCCUACAGAGUCAUCAACGAGUUCACACUGGGGAGAGGCCGUUCACUUGCUCAGAAUGUGGGAAGAGAGUCACUGAUUCAUCUGCCCUACAGAGACAUCAGCGAGAUCAUACUGGGGAGAAGCCGUUCACCUGCGCAGAAUGUGGGAAGAGAUUCACUGAUUCAUCCACCCUACAGAAGCAUCAACGAGCUCAUACUGGGGAGAAGCCGUUCACCUGCUCAGAAUGUGGGAAGAGAUUCACUCAAUUAUCCAAUCUACAGAGACAUCAUCGAGUUCACACUGGGGAGAAGCCGUUCACCUGCUCAGUCUGUGGGAAGAGAUUCACUGAUCCAUCCACCCUACUGAGUCAUCAGCGAGUUCACACUGGGGAGAAGCCAUUCACCUGCUCAGAAUGUGGGAAGAGAUUCACUCGGUCAUCCUACCUACAGAGUCAUCAACAAGUUCACACUGGAGAGAAGCCGUUCACCUGCACAGAAUGUGGGAAGAAAUUCACUUGGUCAUCCACACUACAGAGUCACCAGCGAUUUCACACCGGGGAGAAGUCGUUCAUCUGCUCAGACUGUGGGAAGGGAUUCACUGACUCUUCCACCCUACAGAGACAUCAGCGAGUUCACACUGGGGAGAAGCCAUUCACCUGCUCAGAAUGUGGGAAGGGAUUCACUCAGUCAUCCCACCUACUGGAACACAAGUUAGUUCACACUGGGGAGAAGCCGUUCACCUGCGCAGAAUGUGGGAAGAGAUUCGCUCACUCAUCCAACCUACAUAGUCAUCAGCGAGUUCACACUGGGGAGAAGCCAUUCACCUGCUCAGUAUGUGGGAAGAGAUUCACACACUCUUCCACCCUUCAGAGACAUCAGCGAGUUCACACUGGGGAGAAGCCAUUCACUUGCUCAGAAUGUGGGAAGGCAUUCACUCAGUCAUCCCACCUACUGGCGCACCAGUCAGUUCACACUGGGGAGAGGCUGUUCACCUGCUCAGACUGUGGGAAGGGAUUCACUCAGUCAUCCAACCUACAGAGACAUCACCAAGUUCACACUGGGGAGAAGCCGUUCACCUGCUCAGACUGUGGGAAGGGAUUCACUUGCUCAUCUAAACUGAAGGUACAUCAGCGUGUUCACACUGGUGAGAGGCCGUUCACCUGCUCCGACUGUGGGAAGGGAUUCACUUGCUCAUCCACACUAAAGGCACACCAGCGAGUACACACAGGGGUGUGGCCAUUCACCUGCUCUGAAUGUGGGAAGGGAUUCAGUCAGUCAUCUGAUCUACAAAAACACCAGCGAGUUCAUACUGGGGAGAGGCCGUUCAUCUGCUCGGACUGUGGGAAGGGAUUCAGUCAUUCAUCCACCCUACACAGUCACCAACGAGUUCACACUGGGGAGAGGCCAUUCACCUGCUCAGAAUGUGGGAAAGGAUUCAGUCAUUCAUCCACCUUACAGAGACACCAGCGAGUUCACACUGGGGAGAAGCCAUUCACCUGCUCAGAAUGUGGGAGGGGAUUCACUCAGUCAUCUGAUCUACAAAACCACAAGCGAGUUCACACUGGGGAGCGGCCAUUCACCUGCUCAGUCUGUGGGAAGGGAUUCACACAGUCGUCCAAACUAUUGGCACACCAGUCAGUUCACACUGGGGAGCGGCCGUUCACCUGCUCAGACUGUGGGAAAGGAUUCACGCUGUCAUCUAAUCUACUGAGACACCAGCGAGUUCACACUGGGUAGAGGCCGAUCACCUGCUCAGUCUUUGGCAAGAGAUUCUCUCGGCCAUCUCCACCAAAUGUGCAUGAUUGUCAAGUCAAACUUGAGUUUCAGGAAGGUAUCAAGGAAGAGCAAGAAUUCACUCGCAGAGAGGACGGAACCUUCUG
Messenger RNA from Hypanus sabinus (Atlantic stingray), 2614 nucleotides. RefSeq names its product zinc finger protein 850-like. The transcript has 3 exons. The record is from RefSeq and is a predicted model, not a curated record. The coding region runs from base 258 to 2471 and encodes 737 amino acids. Lineage: Eukaryota; Metazoa; Chordata; Chondrichthyes; Myliobatiformes; Dasyatidae. Gene Ontology annotation, biological process: regulation of transcription by RNA polymerase II. Gene Ontology annotation, molecular function: RNA polymerase II cis-regulatory region sequence-specific DNA binding; DNA-binding transcription factor activity, RNA polymerase II-specific.